AUGGGAUUAUUGAGACUUUUGAGAAGUUUGAAGAAGAACGAGAAGGAGGCUCGUAUUCUAGUGCUCGGACUGGACAACGCUGGUAAGACAACCAUCCUGAAGGCUUUGUCGGAGGAGGACAUCUCAACCAUCAUGCCCACUUAGGGUUUCAACAUCAAGGCCCUCGUAAGUAGCCCCCGCCACACUUAAGAAGGAUUCAAGUUGAACGUCUGGGAUAUCGGUGGACAAAAGGCAAUUAGACCAUACUGGAAAAAUUACUAUGAGAACACCGAUGGAUUAGUGUAUGUUGUUGACUCAUCCGAUGAUAAGAGAUUGGCUGAGUGCUCAGAAGAGUUACAAAGUCUUUUACAAGAAGAGAACCUUUAGAAAGUACCCUUACUCGUAUUCGCUAACAAAUAAGAUCUACAAUUCGCUUUAGAUGCUGAGGAGAACAUGGACAAUCCAAGCAUGCUCAGCUGUUACCAAAGAGGGUAAUAACUUUACUAUUUUAUAUUUUCACUAGGUUUACAAGAAGGUAUGGAGUGGUUAGUUAAAACUAUUUCCGAGAAGAAAUGA
Stylonychia lemnae is the source of this 555-nucleotide messenger RNA. The record is from the annotation of a GenBank genome assembly. NCBI's taxonomy places the organism in Eukaryota, Ciliophora, Spirotrichea, Sporadotrichida, Oxytrichidae.